AUGCAGGCAGCGUCUGAGAACAUUUUCGUUGAAGACACGUUCUUUUUGGCUUUGAAUGUGGUCUAUGCCGUGCUAUUCACCAUGGAAGUCAUGCUGAGGCUUUUAGGCAGCGGGUGCAGUAUGUUUAUUUGGUCAUCCCAUGACUGGGCCUGGAAUUGUUUGGACUUGUUUGUGGUUGUGUCUUCCUGGGUGGAGCUUCUUCUGCACAGUCUUGAAGGGAAUUCAUCCAUCAGCGGAAACCGCAACCUUCGUAUGCUCCGGCUCCUUCGCUUCGGCCGAUUGGUGCGUGUGGUUCGGGUGGUGCGAGUGGCCCGCCUCUUCCGAUCCCUGCGAACGUUGAUCAACUCCCUAGUAGGGACCUUGAAGUCGUUGUUUUGGUCCCUCUUGCUCCUGGCGCUCAUUAUGUAUAUGUUCGGCAUAAUGUUCACGGACGCAGUUUUGGAUCAUCGGAACUCUCUUGGCUUCACUGACGCUGGAAGCGACUUGUCCCUGCGUUUUGGAAGUCUGUACUUAUCCAUCGAGACGCUCUUCCGUGCCAUCUCAAAUGGCUUGACCUGGGGGGAGGCAGCUGAUGCCUUAGCAAGAAUGGACCACGGCAUGUUCUGGUGUUCGCUCUUCCACUUCUACGUGGCAUUUUGCAGUUUUGCGGUGUUGAAUGUGAUGACAGGAACCUUUUGCAAUGCUGCCAUCAAAGCUGCAGAGCGUGACCAUGACAUGCUGGUCCUUUCAUUGGUGCAAACGCGGCAAGAGCUGCGGGAGCAAGUGGCGACCCUCUUCCACAAGAUUGACCAGCGUGGAGUUGGACAGGUGACCAUCGAUGAUUUUGAACAGCACUUCAGUGACGACGUGGUGAUUGCUUUCUUUGAAUCCUUGGAGAUUGGUGCCAUGGAUGCAUGGACCCUGUUCUUGAGCUUGGAUGUCGAUGGUGACCACACGAUUAGCGUCGAUGAAUUUACCGAGAGAUGCCUGCAGCUGCAUGGUCCAGCAAGAUCUGCUGAUAUAUUUGCACUACGUCAGAACACUGACAAGCUGGCGGACUAUUUGAUCAAGGUUGAAGGUCGACAGCUGCAACUCCACCAGCGCUUCAACGAGCUCCUGCGCACCAUGAGCAGUGUCGGGUAUCUCACAGAACCUGUGAAGGAGGCAGAGCUAUAA
Molecule: messenger RNA, 1155 nt
Organism: Durusdinium trenchii
Lineage: Eukaryota; Dinophyceae; Suessiales; Symbiodiniaceae
Source: the annotation of a GenBank genome assembly